Molecule: messenger RNA, 1673 nt
Organism: Eutrema salsugineum
Lineage: Eukaryota; Viridiplantae; Streptophyta; Magnoliopsida; Brassicales; Brassicaceae
Product: gibberellin receptor GID1A
Exons: 2
Coding region: 196-1239 (347 amino acids)
Biological process (GO): positive regulation of gibberellic acid mediated signaling pathway; raffinose family oligosaccharide biosynthetic process; floral organ morphogenesis
Cellular component (GO): nucleus; cytoplasm
Molecular function (GO): hydrolase activity; gibberellin binding
Source: RefSeq, a predicted model, not a curated record
UAUGCCAGUUUUUAAUCUAUUUGAGGAGUUUUAAAAGCUGAGAAUUCCAUUCCCAGAAAUAAACUUCACUAAUCAAGACACGAGUUUUCGCUUCUCCACUGGAAAUUCUCCUCCUUUUGCUUUUCUGAAUUCGAUCUGCGUUUUCGUGUCUCUGUCUUGUUUUGAUUAGUGAUAACAAAAGGUGCUUUUUCUUCUAUGGCUGCGAGCGAUGAAGUCAAUCUUAUUGAGAGCAGGACAGUGGUUCCUCUCAAUACAUGGGUUCUAAUCUCCAACUUCAAAUUAGCCUACAAUCUCCUGCGUCGACCCGAUGGAACCUUUAACCGACACUUAGCCGAGUUUCUAGACCGUAAAGUCACUGCAAAUGCCAAUCCAGUCGAUGGGGUUUUCUCAUUCGAUGUCUUAAUCGAUAGAAGGAUCAAUCUUCUAAGCAGAGUCUAUAGACCAGCUUGUGCAGAUCAAGAGCAACCUCCUAGUGUUUUAGAUCUCGAGAAGCCAGUUGAUGGCGAGAUUGUCCCUGUUAUAUUGUUCUUCCAUGGAGGUAGCUUUGCUCAUUCCUCUGCAAACAGUGCGAUUUACGACACUCUUUGCCGCAGGCUCGUUGGUAUAUGCAACUGUGUUGUUGUCUCUGUGAAUUAUCGGCGUGCACCCGAGAAUCCUUACCCUUGUGCUUAUGAUGAUGGUUGGAUUGCUCUUAAUUGGGUUAACUCAAGAUCUUGGCUUAGAUCCAAGAAAGACUCAAAGGUUCAUAUUUUCUUGGCGGGAGAUAGCUCGGGAGGUAAUAUCGCGCAUAACGUGGCUUUAAAAGCGGUUGAAUCGGGAAUCGAUGUAUUAGGAAACAUUCUGCUUAAUCCUAUGUUUGGAGGGAAUGAGAGGACGGAAUCUGAGAAACGUUUGGAUGGUAAAUACUUUGUGACGGUCAGAGAUCGCGAUUGGUAUUGGAAAGCGUUUUUACCCGAAGGGGAAGAUAGAGAGCAUCCUGCUUGUAAUCCCUUUAGCUCGAGAGGGAAAAGCUUAGAAGGAUUGUCUUUUCCAAAGAGUCUAGUGGUUGUAGCUGGUUUGGAUUUGAUUCAAGAUUGGCAAUUGGCUUACGCGGAAGGUCUCAAGAAAGCGGGUCAAGAGGUUAAGCUUCUGCACUUGGAGAAAGCUACUGUUGGCUUUUACCUCUUGCCUAAUAAUAAUCAUUUCCAUACUGUUAUGGACGAGAUUUCUGCGUUUGUAAACGCUGAAAGUUGCAGUUAGUUAAUCACGGUAUUGAAAAAAAAAGGAAGAGGUUAUUUCAACAGAGCCAAGAAAUCUUUCAACUAACAAACAGGCGAAUGUAUUGCCUGUGGAUUCUCUCGGUGAGUUGAUGUUUUUUGUGUUUAGUUUUCCAAGUGUGUGGCGUUUUGCGGCAGCGUUUGUGACUGUUCAAACGCUGGAUUCUGAAAGGCUAAAGCCAGUAGAAGAGAAGGAACAAAGCAGUAGUAAUUUUUUUUUUCUCUGUAAUGUUUGGUUUGUAGCUUUUAGCCUUGACUUGACUAAUAGCUGGUUUUUUCAGCAUGGGAUUGAUAUAAUUAAUAAAUCAUAUAUAAAUAUACACUAGAAGGCUGUAUGUAUGUUUAUACAGAUUGUAGUAAUCGAGUUAUCUUGUAUUGUAUUUUUUGCUCCUCUUUUUUUUAUUGUACUCCUAUUCU